AUGCUCAUUUCAACUGAAAAUGAACAGAUCUCACUGGUUUCAGUUAGUGCAAAAGAGUCCUUUCAAACAUCUCACAUGGAAUCAAACCCAGAUUCCAUUGAUGGGCUUCCCCCAGUUUCUUAUUUUUCUGAUUCACCUCCUCUUCCCACCAUCUGUACUGAUGUCAAUGUCAUCCCCGAGCACGAAAAGAAUGAGCUUCAGCAGUCCAUAUCAAAUCUUGAAGGUGAAAUCUCACAGUUGAAGCUGAGGCAGAGGUUGUGGGAUGAGAAACGGAGAGAAGCUUUGAAUAAGAUUAUAGACAUCAAAGGCAGCAUUCGAGUGUUUUGUCGGGUCCGACCAUUUCUACUGAUGGACAAGAGAAGAAUCAGAGAACCCAUUUCAGCUGGAUCGGAGAAGAUUGUGGUUAAGUCAGCUGGAACAAGAAAAGGAUUUGACUUUGAUAAGGUUUUUCCUCAAGAAACCAGCCAAGAAGAUGUAUUUGCUGAGGUGAAACCAAUUCUCAGAUCUGCACUUGAUGGGCACAAUGUAUGUAUUUUUGCUCAUGGUCAAACUGGCACUGGCAAGACAUUUACCAUGGAUGGCACAAGUGAGCAUCCAGGAAUAAUUCCUCGAGCUCUCAAAGAGCUUUUCUGUCAAGCCUCUUUGGAUAGCUCAUCUUAUAUCACAUUUUCAAUGAGCAUGUUAGAAGUUUACAUGGGCAGUCUCAGAGAUCUACUCUCCCCAAAACCAGCUUGUAGGCCACAUGAAGCUGUAACAAGAUGCAAUCUCAACAUUCAAACAGAUCCAAAGGGAUUAGUGGAAAUCGAGGGUCUUACGGAAGUGCAAAUCGUUGAUUUUGCUAAAGCUAGAUGGUGGUAUAAUAGGGGGAGGAGAGUUAGAUCUACUUCUUGGACUAAUGUAAAUGAGGCAUCUAGCCGGUCUCACUGCUUAACGAGGAUAACCAUGUUCCGGCACGGGGAUGCUUCGGAAGCUAAAAGGGAAGUGGGUAAACUGUGGAUGGUUGAUCUUGGAGGAAGUGAACGGUUGCUUAAAACAGGAGCAACUGGACUAACACUUGAUGAGGGAAGGGCCAUAAAUCUCUCUCUUUCAGCUUUGGGUGAUGUCAUUGCUGCUCUAAGACGGAAGCGAGGCCAUGUGCCUUACAGGAACAGCAAGCUUACGCAAAUCCUGAAAGAUUCCUUAGGUGCUGGUUCGAAGGUUUUGAUGCUUGUGCAUGUCAGCCCAUGUGAAGAAGAUGUUGGGGAGACGAUAUGUUCUUUGAGCUUCGCUAAGAGAGCUAGAGCUAUAGAGUGUAAUAGGGAAUUAUCAGAGGACUUGAAGAGUCACAGGGAGAAAAGGGUCAAGGAACUUGAAGAAGACAUGAGAGAAGCUGAAGAAGAACGCCAUAAACUUAAAAACCAGAUACAAAAGGUCGAUUUGCUUUUACGCGAAAACAGAAAGCUCUUCUCAACCACUUAUGGACCUUUAGAAGAUGAGAAGGCCCCCAUUAGUCCCAAAGAAUAUCUGAAGGAAGCUGUAGAAAUGCCACGAAAGCCGGAGAAAACAAGUAAAGGCAAUGUUUCAAAUUCAUUGCCUCGGUUCAUGACUUCCACUGCAGCUAGUCGACAAAGGCAAAGUGCUGCAGAAAGAGAAGUUGUUGGUAAAGCAAGAAGUUUGAGGUCUCUGGCCAGAAGUUCAAUCCAAUUCACAGCCUCACAAUCAAUGAGUUACUCAGAUCCUCAAAUCAAAGCAAUCUUACAAAACUCAAACAGAAAAUCACGGUAUGCCCAGGAAGCAGCAGAUACUCUCCCUGCAGAGAGCCCGAAAUGCAAUGUCUCGGAAUCAUCCAAGACGCGAAGCAAGUUGGUCACCUCAUCUGAUCCAAACUUGAGAGUUACACUUGGUCGUCAUAGAAGAAGGAUGUCUGAUCUAAUCUAA
This is a messenger RNA of Prunus armeniaca (apricot), 1917 nucleotides long. The record is from the annotation of a GenBank genome assembly. NCBI's taxonomy places the organism in Eukaryota, Viridiplantae, Streptophyta, Magnoliopsida, Rosales, Rosaceae.